AUGCCUAACUCAAGUGAACAGUCGCAUUUUGGUGGCUCUCUGGGCCAGCGUGGUCCUGAAUGGAGUGAAGGCCAGAACGAUAGGGCUGCAAGUCGCUGUCACUACUGCGGUAACAUUGCAGGGUGUAGAAAUUCUUCUACACUGUGUGGGGAAGACAGAGACGUUUGGUUUCACGGUCACCUAGAUCUUGGGGAAAAACGGGAUCCAGUCCUCCACUCCUCUCUGUACAGACAGAUCCAGCAGGACCAGCAUGGGCAGCCACCACUGAAGAAAACCUCUGUACCUGACAUAAGCAGCAGUCUCUACCUCAAGGAACUAAUGGCAGGCCGGGCCUCAGCACCACCUCAGGAUUAUUACCUCACUGACGCCACCUUAUCUGGUCAUCCACCUAAGGAGUCUGGGUUUUACAGGGAUAACCAGCACUUGCUCACCAGAUCAGCCUUGCAUUAUGGGCCCUGCGUUGGGGGGGUUAGGUCUUCCUGGGAUCAAGGACAAGCAAGAGCCACACCCUCUUUACUGGCCUCUGCUUCUACACCUACACCCGCGCCUCUUCCUCCUCCCCCUCCUCCCCCGCCUCCUCCGCCACCGCCUCCCCCUCCGCUUCAUGAGCUUAGCCGUUUGUACAGGGAAACUCUGGGAUCUAAGAUGAUCCCAGACGUCCAGCGUAUUGGUGGCAGCUCUCCCGCUACUGCGAUCUUCGGGGCUCAGCCCCCACUUCCUGUUUAUGCUGCUGAACCGCUGUCUGCUCGUCAAACUUACAACAGUAUCAACAGCUUGCGCCUGGAUCCCCUUCAGCCAGCUGCCACCAGUUCGUUGGUGGACCCAGCUUCUCAGGGAAUGGACGCAGCUUUCCCCAGGGCUUACGGAGCUGUAGCCUCCCAGAGGCUGCCUUAUGAUCCAAACUAUGACCCCAGUUCAGCCAUGGUGGCUGCCACAGCUGGAAUGGUCGCCACCUUGCCUCCUCACCAACCCAGUGCUGCAGACCCCAAGAAGAUGGUGGACCCUGCUUUCUUGGCUUUCCUAAGAGGGGAAGGCUUGGCUGAAAGCACAAUUACACUUCUGCUGCAACAUGGCUUUGAUUCCCUUUCCACACUGGGGAUGAUGGAGGACCAUGAUGUUAGGUCUGUGGCCCCUAAUUUGGCCCAGGCCCGUGUUCUGUCACGAGUGGUGCUCAGUUGCAAGACAGGUGGGACGGCAACACGUGCCCGAUCUAAUAGUUUCAGCCAUCGCAAUGACCUCUACGUGCAGCCCCAGGGUUUGACUAUGGACCCCAACCUGAUGCAGCAACCUCCCACCACUGUCCAGACAGUUUCCCCUAGAAUGGGAGAAUUUCUGGGUAGAAGACCGAGCAGCGCACCCUCCCAACAUCUCCUGGAAACCACUACCUACCCAGGAGCACGGCCGCUGGCACCUGGAGCUUUUCCAGUCAGCCCUGGAGGAUAUAGCAGUGCUGUGACUCAGGGAAGACCCUUCUCCAUGUAUAAUGCCCACACCGGUCUUGCCAUGUCUGCUCUCGGAAACCAGCCUCCACCUGCUCCAGGCACCCCUGGAGCUGCACCUAAAACCUUCUCUGGCUCCUAUUCCCCGAUGGAACUGAUGAAGAGAGCCCCCAACUUUCCCCCAGCAUCACCUGUAGGAGCAGCAAGCCCCCUUCACAGCCCACAACUUCUCCGCAAGGGGAUCAAUGCUGCUCCCGAGAGUACCAUAGUUCCCGUCAGCUCUGCCACCACUCUUCAAGCGCAAAACCUUAACAACAACAAGAUGGUGGGACGCCGUACCGGUCCGCCUGUCAUAGUCUCAACCAUGGUCACUACGCCUGACACAAGUAUUCGGCCUCAAAUCAUGAACGGGCCCAUGCAUCCCCGCCCGUUGGUGGCCCUGCUGGACGGGCGUGAUUGCACCGUGGAGAUGCCCAUCCUUAAAGACUUAGCAACCGUUGCCUUCUGUGAUGCUCAGUCCACGCAGGAGAUCCACGAGAAGGUGCUUAAUGAGGCAGUGGGCGCCAUGAUGUACCACACCAUCACCCUGACCAGAGAGGACCUGGAAAAGUUCAAAGCUCUACGCAUCAUCAUCCGCAUCGGCAGCGGCUACGACAACAUUGACAUAAAGGCUGCUGGAGAGCUGGGCAUCGCUGUGUGCAACAUUCCCUCGGCAGCUGUGGAGGAGACGGCAGACUCGACCUUGUGCCACAUCCUCAACCUUUACCGGCGGAACACCUGGCUCUACCAGGCUCUGCGGGAGGGCACGCGAGUCCAGAGUGUGGAGCAAAUCCGGGAGGUGGCGUCCGGUGCCGCCCGCAUACGUGGCGAAACCCUGGGUCUCAUCGGUUUUGGUCGUUCGGGCCAGGCGGUUGCAGUGCGAGCCAAGGUUUUCGGCUUCAACGUCAUCUUCUACGACCCCUAUCUGCAGGACGGCCUGGAGCGCUCGCUGGGCGUCCAGCGCGUCUACACCCUGCAGGACCUGCUCUACCAGAGCGACUGCGUCUCCCUGCACUGCAACCUGAACGAACACAACCAUCACCUCAUCAACGACUUCACCAUCAAACAGAUGCGUCAGGGUGCAUUCUUGGUCAAUACUGCACGGGGAGGUCUGGUGGAUGAGAAAGCUCUCGCCCAGGCGUUGAAGGAGGGAAGGAUACGCGGAGCUGCCUUAGACGUCCAUGAGACCGAGCCCUUCAGUUUUGCUCAGGGCCCACUGAAAGAUGCUCCAAACCUGAUCUGCACGCCACACACAGCCUGGUACAGCGAGCAGGCCUCACUGGAAAUGAGGGAGGCCGCAGCUACCGAGAUCCGAAGAGCCAUCACCGGCCGUAUCCCUGACAGCCUACGAAACUGCGUCAACAAGGAGUUCUUUGUCACCACGGCACCGUGGGCAGUCAUGGAUCAGCCAGGCGUUCACCCUGAGCAUAAUGGCGCUGCCUACAGCCAAGUGAACCAAACUCUUCCAGGCGUAACAACUGGCAUCCCCCAAGACAAAAUUAAUGCCUAGAUCAGGACCAGAUACCCGCCAGGUGUGGUUGGAGUGGCUCCGGGCGGCAUCCCAGGGGCUUUAGAGGGCAUGGUGCCUGGUGGGGUGCCCAUCGCCCACACCCUGCCCUCUGGUACACA
This is a messenger RNA of Pelmatolapia mariae (spotted tilapia), 3107 nucleotides long. RefSeq names its product C-terminal binding protein 2, like (gene ctbp2l). The coding region runs from base 1 to 2988 and encodes 995 amino acids. Gene Ontology annotation, biological process: regulation of transcription by RNA polymerase II. The transcript is spliced from 10 exons. Lineage: Eukaryota; Metazoa; Chordata; Actinopteri; Cichliformes; Cichlidae. Gene Ontology annotation, molecular function: DNA-binding transcription factor binding; transcription coregulator binding; transcription coactivator activity. The record is from RefSeq and is a predicted model, not a curated record. Gene Ontology annotation, cellular component: nucleus.